AUGUUAUUUAUAUUUUUUUCUUUCAUAGAAAGUAAGAAAAAAUUUAAAAGUUAUUCACAGGUUGUGUUCGUAUUUCAGACAGCCUAUGCCUUGUCCAAUUUAUACGAGUCUGUUUUUGGUGACAAGGAGAAAGCGCUUCAAGUUAUUAUUGACAAUGACCUCGACGAUCACAGGUCAGUUUUUUUGUCUUCGAAAGUUACGUUAGUAAGACACCUUUGAAGAAUUUCUACUCUUCCAUACUGUUAGUGAAUAUAUAUACUGUGUACAUUCAAACGUGUUAAGCCGUCUGUCUUAGAGAAUGGCCAAGUGUCCGCUUAAUGCAGCUUCAUGUUCGAGUACAACAGAAAUUGUUGUUAUAAACCAGACAUAAACGUAUUAAAGGCACAGGUGUGAUGAUACUUGUUAACAAAGAGACAUUAUAUAAGGUUUUCUUACAACUUCCCAGUCUUAUUUUACCUUUUUGUUAACAGCGAAGACGAAGAGUUCGAAGACAGCGAAGACGACGAUUCGUCGAGUGAUGAAUGGAGUGAACAGGAUGAACUUCCCGAGGCACUGUUGAUGCAACAGGAUGACCAGGAGAAGAGAUCCACCAUCAAUGGCAGUAGCCGAAGUGGUAGUGUGAUUGGAGAUAAAGAAGAGAAAAAGUUAGUUGAUGAAGUAGAUGGAGAAGAAGAAGAAGAUUUACAGCAAAUUAAAGACUCUUCAAUUGAAGAAGUCGAUAAAAGGAGAAGGGAAAAGGGAAGCGAGAGGAAGUGUUUAACGAACGUUACCCUGGACAUUAAUGACGACGAUCUCUUGGAUUAUGACGAAGAGGAUGUUCUCUGUGAAGGGAUGUCUACAGACUCGGACUCGGCCCUCAGUGAGGCCGGAGAGCAGGAGAUGUUAAUGGAAAUUUCAAAACCAGUGUCGUUCUGUAAGUUUAACCUUUCAGUUCAUUUUUGUCUCGUUGUCUUUUAUUCAUACGCAUAAAUAUUUACUGGUUUGGAUCUCGUUUACCACCCAGAUGUUUUGUGACUCCGUUUUCACUAAAAAGUAGUAUCGUCAUUCAAUUACGAACAAAAAACAGUGUUCGAGCGAAACUGUCUCGGAAUCAAAGCACUGGGUCAGGUCACAGUAAGCAUUCAUCACUCAUCAGGGGCACCCAAAGGGAAAUUUUGAGAAAAAGACCUAAAAACAACAACAAAGCAUGAAUAAAGCUUUCUGAAGCCAUUUUAAGCAUUUUGGGAGAUUGCUGGGAAAAAUGUAUCUGUUCCUCAUUCCCAGCAAGACUAAUGGAAGAGUUCCCAGCCAGCAAGGUGCANGUUUUCACUAAAAAGUAGUAUCGUCAUUCAAUUACGAACAAAAAACAGUGUUCGAGCGAAACUGUCUCGGAAUCAAAGCACUGGGUCAGGUCACAGUAAGCAUUCAUCACUCAUCAGGGGCACCCAAAGGGAAAUUUUGAGAAAAAGACCUAAAAACAACAACAAAGCAUGAAUAAAGCUUUCUGAAGCCAUUUUAAGCAUUUUGGGAGAUUGCUGGGAAAAAUGUAUCUGUUCCUCAUUCCCAGCAAGACUAAUGGAAGAGUUCCCAGCCAGCAAGGUGCACCUACAACCGGCUGCAACCCUACUUACUGGGAAGUUUCUAAUCAGAAGUAUAUCCAGACGUUACUAGCCCCAGUCCGGGUGUGGUCAAAGGGCAAAAUUGAGCCCUUCAGUGGAGGGGGAACAAGGAUUAUACAAAUGGCACAUAGCAGCUACUCUUGGACAUCAAAUCCCCUCGGACACCCUAAAUUGUCCAUUUCCCAGCCACACUUUCCGUCCAAAGACAUAUUAAGUUUUCCAAAUCUCAUAGCCAGCAAAAAUUUUGCCUGUAGAACAGAUGUUUUGAGGAAAAGAUCCAUUGGGUGCCUCUCACUCAUCAUGAUAUCGCCGACAGCAGUUUAUCCUUCAUUAUUCCAAUGAAGACUGAUAGGCAGGAAAAGGGCAGUUUCAAAAUAAGAAAACGGAUGGACAAAGAAGCAUAGUUAAGGAGCUGGUCACACGCACGGACCCUAAGUCAGAGUUUAGUAGACCGUAAAAAAAAAUUUUAAAGCUCAGAGGCUUUCAUUUGAAUGGUCUGCACACUUCAGGAUAAAUUCUCACCCGCAGAACCUUAAGUAGAAAAACUUAAGUCUGUCCAGUGUCUAAAAUAGUCGGGAAAGCGGAACGAAAAGUUGCACGAAAACCGCGUGGGAGCUGGGAAAAGACGGAGUCUUCUCUCUUUCCGCCGUUUGUCGCUCGUUCGCUAUUUUACUGCUCGCUCGGUUUUUUCGCUCUUUUGCACCGACCAAGAGCCUGUUACUGGCAAGAAAAACCUUGCACAGCUAACAGCCACAGAAAAGAACCCGCUGAUAGCUCUCAUUUGAAUGGUCACAGCGUAUGAUUUCACGCACAGAUUCGACACUGAGAACCACAGUUUACAGCGUAAUAAACAGUACCACGACAAAUUACAGCGUUUCUUGUCAAAAAUGCAUGAUAACGUUGGGGAGACACUUUUAUAUAGUGAAGCUGUGUGUCAAGAUAUAGGUCUGUAGCGAUUAAUUAGCAGAUCUAAAGAAAAUGACUCAAAUCCUCGAUCUUUUUAUGUUCACUGCAUUGUAUCGUUGUUACACUCUAGAAAUUACGAACAUUUUGAUAACUUGAACAAAAUAGACCAGGAAAUGACAUUACAUCUUACUUUUACAGCUUUUGUGGAUGACGAAGAAGAGGAAAGCGAGGAUGAUGUUGACUUUUUCGCAGGAAAAGUCACAAAUAAGGCACUACAAAGUGAAGAAUCACCAAAAUACAGGUCUACCUCACCUUCUUUGCAGAUUGAAGAGACUACGCUCUCGGUAUCCAAAAAAGAACUGAAGCGAUCUAGAAGCAAA
This is a messenger RNA of Porites evermanni, 2884 nucleotides long. The record is from the annotation of a GenBank genome assembly. NCBI's taxonomy places the organism in Eukaryota, Metazoa, Cnidaria, Anthozoa, Scleractinia, Poritidae.